UGUGUCGUUCUCUGGCGCGCGCGCGGCUUACUGAACUCGAUUUUUUCUUUUUUUGUAUUUUAUCGUACCUAUAUCCACUCCGCACGCGCCUGUGGCUUGGUUUUCCCCCUGCUUCUGCUGCCGCUACUGCUGCUGCUGCCACAGGCCACUUGUGUGUGCCAUAAUAUAUAAGUGCUGUUGUGUAUGUUUUUAUGUUAGACUUCUGCCAGUGCACGCGGAUACUGCCCGCCCGCCACCGCCGACGAGACAGAUCGAACAGAAAUAUAAUGCAAAAGUAUGAGAAGUUGGAAAAAAUAGGAGAAGGUACUUAUGGCACGGUUUUCAAAGCUAAAAAUCUCGAGACCCAAGAGAUAGUCGCUCUCAAGAGGGUGCGCCUCGACGACGAUGACGAGGGUGUUCCGUCGUCCGCACUCAGGGAAAUAUGCUUGCUCAAAGAGCUGAAACACAAGAAUAUUGUUAGACUGUACGAUGUACUUCACAGCGAUAAAAAACUUACUCUAGUCUUCGAGCACUGCGAUCAAGAUCUUAAAAAGUAUUUUGAUAGUCUUUAUGGGGAAAUUGAUCCUGACGUUGUCAAGUCGUUUCUAUUUCAGUUACUUCGAGGUCUUGCAUUCUGCCACAGCAGGAAUGUUCUUCACAGAGAUCUUAAACCUCAAAAUCUUCUUAUUAAUAAGAAUGAUGAAUUAAAGUUAGCUGACUUUGGCUUAGCGAGAGCAUUUGGUAUCCCUGUUAAAUGUUAUUCAGCGGAAGUUGUUACAUUAUGGUACCGUCCUCCAGAUGUACUUUUUGGAGCUAAACUAUACACUACCUCAAUUGAUAUGUGGAGUGCAGGCUGUAUAUUUGCAGAAUUAUCCAAUUCAGGCAGACCUCUCUUUCCAGGCUCUGAUGGAGAUGAUCAAUUAAAAAGAAUAUUUAAAAUGUUAGGAACUCCCACUGAAGAAACUUGGCCAGACAUUUCAACUCUUCCAGAUUAUAGAGCUUUCCCUCAAUAUCAUUUAACACCUGGUCUCACACAAGCUUGUCCCAAACUAACAGCUAGAGGAAAAGAUUUACUUCAAAGAUUAUUAGUAUGUAAUCCAGCUCUUCGGUUAUCAGCUGAAGAAGCUAUGGCUCAUUCAUAUUUUAAUGACUUGGAUCCUGCCAUCAGAAAUGACAGAUGUCAAUAACAAUGUAAAGAUUUAGUUUUGUGGGACUAAAAAAUGACUAACUAAAAUUAUAUGUACAGAGAAGCAAUAAUUGCAGUGAUGAGUCCGCAUGUAGCAGAUAAAGCAGCUGCACUCAGAAGAAUCAGCUUGCUGGGUGUUAAAUAAAGCUGAGCUUUCCAUCUUGA
Trichogramma pretiosum is the source of this 1330-nucleotide messenger RNA. It is a transcript of the gene Cdk5, whose product is annotated as cyclin-dependent-like kinase 5. Gene Ontology annotation, cellular component: nucleus; cytoplasm. NCBI's taxonomy places the organism in Eukaryota, Metazoa, Arthropoda, Insecta, Hymenoptera, Trichogrammatidae. The transcript is spliced from 7 exons. The record is from RefSeq and is a predicted model, not a curated record. Bases 192 to 1166 code for a protein of 324 amino acids. Gene Ontology annotation, molecular function: ATP binding; cyclin-dependent protein serine/threonine kinase activity. Gene Ontology annotation, biological process: synaptic vesicle transport; protein phosphorylation; axonogenesis.